AAACAAACAAGGAUCAGAAAGAGAUCAGUGUAGAAUAACCGGUAUUUACCAAUCUACGGUAAAAGCACGCGGCGAUUUGACGUCAGUGUGACGCACGAACAACAUGAGUUUAAGCGGGAAGGUGAAGUUACCGACACGAGCGACCCCGUGUGUCCGAUCCGAGUAAAUCUGUCGUGUGUGAGGCUGGCAGGUCAGGUGACCUCUGUGUGACUCCUGCAGGUGUGAAGCGACCCGUCCACCAUGAGCUCGCGGGUGUGCGGCGCCUGCGGGGGGGCGGAUGUGGACGUGGACCAGGCGCGGGGCAGCGCGGUGUGCACCAGCUGUGGCUCGGUUCUGGAGGACAACAUCAUCGUCUCCGAGGUUCAGUUUGUUGAGGGAAGUGGAGGCGUGUCUUCUGCUGUGGGACAGUUCGUCUCUGCUGACGGUCCAGUUAAAGCUCCUCUUCUUGGUUCUGGUUUCCACACCAGUGUUGGUAAAGAGUCCAGAGCCCAGACUCUGCAGAGUGGCAAGCGUCAGAUCCAGCAGCUGGGAAGUCAGCUGCAGUUGAACCAGCACUGUUUGGACACAGCCUUCAACUUCUUCAAGAUGGUGGUCAGUAAACACCUGACUCGAGGACGCAAGAUGGAGCACGUGAUCGCUGCGUGUCUCUACCUGGUGUGUCGCACUGAGGGGACGCCACACAUGCUGCUGGACCUGAGUGACCUGCUGCAGGUCAACGUCUACAUCCUGGGAAAGACGUUCCUGCUGCUCGCUCGGGAGCUCUGCAUCAACGCUCCAGCAAUCGAUCCUUGUCUCUACAUCCCUCGUUUUGCUCACAUGAUGGAGUUCGGGGUGAGGACUCACGAGGUGUCCAUGACGGCUCUUCGUCUGGUCCAGAGGAUGAAGAGGGACUGGAUGCACACGGGGCGUCGACCCUCCGGCCUCUGUGGAGCAGCUCUCCUGGUCGCAGCUCGGAUGCAUAAGUUCCGUCGCACGGUGAAGGAUGUGAUCAGUGUGGUGAAGGUCUGUCAGACCACCCUGAGGAAGAGGUUGACAGAGUUUGAGGACACGCCCACCAGUCAGCUGACCAUCGAUGAGUUCAUGAGAGUAGAUCUGGAGCAGGAAUGUGACCCACCCUCCUUCACUGCUGGUCAGCACAAGACCAAGAUGCAGCAGCUGGAGCAGGAACUGACCAAGAAGCUGGACGAGGUGGAAGGAGAGAUCAGCUGCUACAAAGAGGAGAUUGAGACGGAGCUGGAGAAGAGUCGACCCAAACUGAGAGGGAUCUACUCCGCCUACGCCAAAGAGAUCGACCCAGAGGAAGCCGAGGGAUUGUCCGUGACCUCUGAACCAGAAGAGCCGGAGGUGGAAGAUGCCGAGCUCCAAGCUGCCACGCAGCAUCUGACCCAGGACUUCCUGUGUCAGGUGAUCCAGGAGGAGGAGGGGCGGGACAAAAGGACAGGAGACAGCAGCCACGAGGCGGGGCCAGAGAAAGAUGGUCUGGGGCCUCAGCACCAGGUCCUGCCUCAGCGCCAAGUCCCGUCCCUGGCCGUAAUCCUGGGGAAGCUGACGAGCUCCUGCAGCAUCGACCUCCAACCAACACUCCAGAACUUCAGCGAGUCCGAGGCGGGACACAAACCUGAUGGUGACCAGUCAGAGAGCGGAGUGCUGGACCUGGACGGCAUAGACGACCAGGAGAUUGAAAAGUACAUUCUGAACGAUACGGAGGUUGAGGUCAAGACGGAGCUGUGGAUGAAACAGAACGCAGAGUACCUGAGAGAGCAGAGAGAAAAAGAAGAGAAGAUAAAGAAAGAGAAAGAACAGGGGACAUAUAAAGAGAAGAAGAAGAAGAAGAGAUGCAAGAAGGGCGAGCAGAUCGAGGCGCUGACCGCAGGCGAGGCCAUCGAGAAGAUGUUAGAGAAGAAGAAGAUCUCCAGCAAGAUCAAUUACGACGUUCUCCGAGACCUGAACACCAGGGCGACGGGGAGUGGGGGGGGCAGCAGUCCCAGCAGAGCUGCCUCCGACCCCCCCGACCCCCCCAACUCCCAAUCACGGAAACCACUGAGCCGCCGCCGCCACAGGACCACUGAGGCCAACCAAGACCUAGCUGCUAACGCUAGCAUCAUGAGAAAGAGGUUUCGUCGCCUUAUUUCCUCCACAACGAAGAAGAAAAAGAAGAAGACGACUGUGUCUGAGGUAGAAAACUCUGUCACCAUGACGACACAAGCAGCAGCUGAGACGGCAGCUGAAUUGACCCCUGACCCCGUGCCCAGCUCCACCCCCACAGAGGCCCCUCCCACUGUGGAGGAGGAAGAGGAGGUAGAGGAGGAGUGUGUCAGCGCUCUGAAGCUCGUUGGAGAUUACGGCUGUGAGGACGAGGACCUUUUCUAGCUCCAUCACACGGACCUUUAUCCUUUGAGCUCUCCGUCCGGUUGGUGUGUGGAUGUGAGACGGAGGCAGCCUGUAGGGGGCGGUAAUGCACCUUGAUGUUGGUUACCAC
Molecule: messenger RNA, 2479 nt
Organism: Platichthys flesus (European flounder)
Lineage: Eukaryota; Metazoa; Chordata; Actinopteri; Pleuronectiformes; Pleuronectidae
Gene: brf1b
Product: BRF1 RNA polymerase III transcription initiation factor subunit b
Exons: 19
Coding region: 241-2370 (709 amino acids)
Biological process (GO): transcription by RNA polymerase III; transcription preinitiation complex assembly; DNA-templated transcription initiation
Cellular component (GO): transcription preinitiation complex; nucleus; transcription factor TFIIIB complex
Molecular function (GO): RNA polymerase III type 3 promoter sequence-specific DNA binding; TBP-class protein binding; RNA polymerase III general transcription initiation factor activity
Source: RefSeq, a predicted model, not a curated record